Messenger RNA from Scatophagus argus, 1793 nucleotides. It is a transcript of the gene mtnr1al, whose product is annotated as melatonin receptor type 1A like. Gene Ontology annotation, molecular function: melatonin receptor activity. The transcript has 2 exons. The record is from RefSeq and is a predicted model, not a curated record. Gene Ontology annotation, cellular component: membrane. The coding region runs from base 428 to 1507 and encodes 359 amino acids. NCBI's taxonomy places the organism in Eukaryota, Metazoa, Chordata, Actinopteri, Scatophagidae. Gene Ontology annotation, biological process: G protein-coupled receptor signaling pathway.
GGAGGGCAGCGCUGCUGGAUGCUGAGUGGAAGCCAAUCUGCUCGGACCGGGGAGGAUGAACGGCGGAUUGUGUGAAUGGACGCUCCGGCAUCUCGAUUCACAAAGUGACGCGGCUGACCACACCAGAUCCGGAUCUGGGGCUUUUGUUCGCUGAGGAUCCCAGGUCAGACUCCAGCAGGUAGACUGCGAAAGAAAUCAGAGAUAGAAAGGACACGUUGCCGCCGGUGCCGCUGCGCGCAGCGCCCGGGUCUGACGGCCGCAUGGGGCGGGAUGCGGGACGGCUGAGGGACCGCAGCAGAAAUCCAUCGACUGAGUAGAAAGCAGAAGCCUUCCGAGUGGGAUGCGGGACUCAACCGUUCGUGGACUUUCUAACUGACACUAAACGCUGCAGGCAAACUGCGCGUCUUCCCGCGGACAGCCGUGCGUUAUGCUGAUUGGACCGACCUUCCGACACCACGACCCGAUGCGACUCGUCGACCCGAGGCACCUCCCGCAACUGAUGUCCCUGGGGGACCAUGAGCUCUCUAUGGCGGAGGGGACCCUGGUGCCUCUCAACUCCACCUCGGCGGGAGGGGGGCAGGAGGACGGGGGAGCGGCUCCGGGUCAGCAGCACCAGUCCUUCCCCUGGGUGGUGACCGUGCUGGCCGGCGUCCUCAUCACGACCAUCGUUGUGGAUGUGAUCGGGAACCUGCUGGUCAUCGUGUCGGUGUUCAGGAACAGGAAGCUGAGGAAAGCAGGAAACGCCUUCGUGGUGAGCCUGGCUCUCGCCGAUUUGGUAGUCGCCAUCUAUCCUUACCCACUGGUCCUGACCGCCAUUUUCCACAAUGGCUGGAUCGCUGGCUACAUCCACUGUCAGAUCAGCGGCUUCCUCAUGGGGCUCAGCGUCAUCGGCUCCAUCUUCAACAUCACGGGCAUCGCCGUCAACCGCUACUGCUACAUCUGCCACAGCCUUAAGUAUGACAAGCUGUUCUCCAACAGCAACACCAUGUGCUACGUCGUGCUCGUAUGGGCGCUCACCAUCCUCGCCAUUGUGCCGAACUGGUUUGUGGAGUCGCUGCAGUACGACCCGCGGGUGUACUCCUGCACCUUCGCGCAGUCGGUCAGCUCGCUGUACACCAUCACGGUGGUGGUGGUGCACUUCAUCCUGCCCAUCGGCAUCGUCACCUACUGUUACCUGCGCAUCUGGAUCCUCGUGAUCCGGGUGAGGCGGAGGGUCAAGCCGGACUCGCGGCCAAAGAUCAAGCCGCAUGACAUGCGCAACUUCCUCACCAUGUUCGUGGUGUUCGUGCUGUUCGCCGUCUGCUGGGCGCCGCUGAACCUGAUCGGCCUGGCAGUGGCGCUGGACUCCAGAUUGAGCCAAUCAAUACCGGAGUGGCUGUUCACAGCAAGCUACUUCAUGGCGUACUUCAACAGCUGCCUCAAUGCCGUCGUCUACGGCGUCCUGAACCACAACUUCAGGAAGGAGUACAAGAGGAUCGUCUUGAUCAUCUUCAAGUUUCACUGCUGAGAUGACGCGCCAAUGGGAGGGCAGAGGCAGAGAGUGGGGGUCAUUUUUAACUGGCGUGACAGGAAAAAGCUAUUAAAAGCAACAAAAGACAGAAACAGAAGAAGUUGACGUUGAUGAAGUGUGGAAAACAGUGCAAAUGAAAGGGAAAGGAAACAAAUAAAGAUACUGUAGAAAGGAGGAAGAUUUUGUAUGAGAGAGAAGAACUUACGUUAAUAGCUGGAGGUGUGGAGGGAGGGUAAAAAGAAAUAAAUGAUGCCACACUGAGCGUUAUCAGUGUUGCCUUCAG